Danio rerio (zebrafish) is the source of this 1237-nucleotide messenger RNA. It is a transcript of the gene ext1c, whose product is annotated as exostoses (multiple) 1c. The record is from RefSeq and is marked provisional. Gene Ontology annotation, biological process: heparan sulfate proteoglycan biosynthetic process; ossification; glycoprotein biosynthetic process. Gene Ontology annotation, molecular function: N-acetylglucosaminyl-proteoglycan 4-beta-glucuronosyltransferase activity; glycosyltransferase activity; glucuronosyl-N-acetylglucosaminyl-proteoglycan 4-alpha-N-acetylglucosaminyltransferase activity. NCBI's taxonomy places the organism in Eukaryota, Metazoa, Chordata, Actinopteri, Cypriniformes, Danionidae. Gene Ontology annotation, cellular component: membrane; endoplasmic reticulum membrane; Golgi apparatus.
GUCGCAGGCCGCCUGCAUCCCGGUGUUGCUUAGCAACGGAUGGGAGCUUCCCUUCUCUGAUGUCAUCCAGUGGAAUCAGGCCGUUGUCGAGGGUGACGAACGGCUGCUGCUGCAGAUCAUCAAGGACAGAGUGUACUCACACAUCUCCAGAAAUAAGCUGAUGUGGAAUGCCUUACCUGGAGGACUGCUGGUGCUGCCCGAGUUCUCCACACACCUGGCGCAUUACCCCUUCUACUACCUACACCUGGGGAUCAGUCCUGGUCUGGAGUUUACCGCGGUAAUUCACGCCACCUCACCGCUGGUCUCUCAAUCUCAGCCAAUCAUGAAGCUGCUUCAGGUCGUCUCCAAGUCUAAAUACUGCUCACAGAUCAUCAUCCUGUGGAACAGUGAGAAGUCGCCCCCACAGAGGAGUAAAUGGCCACCGAUGCCAGUGCCGCUCACCGUCACAGAUGGCAGGAGGAAAACGAGCAGUCGUUUUCUGCCACACGCCGCCAUCGAGACGGAGGCCGUUCUGAGUCUGGAUGAAGACACGGUGCUGCUGACCAGCGAGAUCAAUUUUGCUUUCCAUGUGUGGCGGAGUUUCCCGGACAGGAUUGUUGGUUAUCCUCCCAGGAGUCAUUUCUGGGACCCUGUAAAAAAGGCCUGGGGCUACACCUCUAAAUGGACCAACGAGUACUCCAUCAUCCUCACUGGAGCCGCCUUUUAUCACAGGUACUACCAUCACCUGUUCUCGCACUACCUGCCCUCGUCUCUGCGAGCACUGGUGGAUCACUCCUGCAACUGUGAGGACAUCCUGAUGAACUUUCUAGUGUCCUCUGUGACACAUCUGCCGCCUGUAAAAGUGGCACAGAGGAAGCAGUACAAGGAGAUGCCCAGCCUACAGGGCACUAAGAUGGCACCGUGGGCGAAUCCUGAGCACUUUACGCAGAGGCAGGAGUGUGUGAACACCUUCUCCAGCUGGUUCGGCUACAUGCCCCUGGAGCACUCGCAGUUUCGGCUGGAUCCGGUGCUCUUCAAGGACCACGUGUCCGUCCUGCGCAAACGCUACAAAGACCUGGAGCGAGUCUGACCGUUCAAUAUAUCUGACUGACAGACGGAUGAGAAACACUGCAGAUCUGUCAAUCACUCAGACCUGUCAAUCAUUCCAGCCGCUGAUUAACUGGAGGACGGUGCUGUGGACUAACACACACGACAUGAAGCGCUAAUUACAUGACCAAUAAAAGACUUACAAAAUGCA